Molecule: messenger RNA, 6267 nt
Organism: Microthlaspi erraticum
Lineage: Eukaryota; Viridiplantae; Streptophyta; Magnoliopsida; Brassicales; Brassicaceae
Source: the annotation of a GenBank genome assembly
AUGAAGAAAGAUGAAAAAUUUGGUUCAGCGGGAAGGACCAUUUUAACCAGAUCUACAGCUGCUCUCUCAACAAAACAAGAGACCCCUGGUUUAAGGAGGUCAAAUCGGGGAGCACCAUCUAAGAGUCCAUUAGCUCCAGCUUCUAGAUCUAGUAGUACCAGAAGGUCAGAGAGACUGGCUUCCUCACCUGCUUCAGUUACUGAAAAGUCUGUUAGAAUGGAGAAGAAAACCACCACAUCAAGUCCUUUGCAGAGGUCCGAUAAGGGAAAGAAUGUAUUGUUCUCGGAGGAUUCCAAGGGAUCAGAUAAGUCUGGCAGGAAUGCAGAGACUUCAUCAGGUACUGAGGAAAGCAAGGAUGGGAUGAUAAAUAGUAUAGAAGAGUCGACAGAUAAGGUCAAGGAACGGGAGCCUAUGAUGACAGGCCGGAGUUACAGAGCGAUGUGUUCUCGCCGCAUACUUGCAAGAAAUGCUGAUGCUCUAAAAGGCAUUGCAAAUUCAGAAUCGAAAAGGCUGCCAGUUGGCGAAAUUAGGCUAGAGAAAGGCACUGGUUCUCCUUUGGAAUUGAUUAAGGAAACAGAAAAGCUGCCAGUUGGCGAGAUUAGGCUAGAGAAGGGCACUGGUUCUCCUGCGGAAUUAAUUAAGGAAACAGAAAGGCUGGGGCUUGAUGCAUCUCCCAUGGUUGAAAUUGGGGAUGGCAGCCUUUUAGGUUCACCGUCUAAGAAUUCAGAAACACAAGAGGUUCUUGUCUGUAAAAACAGCUUGGAAACCGACGUAGAUUUUCCUUUGAAAAGAAAAAGGGACACUGAAGGAAUUGUGCUGGAUGCACCUCCCAUAGCUGCAAAUGCAGAUGACCGCGUUAUGAGUUCUGAUGUUCCAUCUCCAUCCGGGUGCAAAGAUAAUAAUCAGCCUGAAAUGUGCAGCAAUUGCAAUAAACGGCAAAAGGUCGAUGGUGAUUUUGAAAAUCUGACUGUCUGCACAUGCAAUGCGCAGCCAGUUCAAGAACCGGAGCAAGUGGCGCAGGAUGUGGAGAAAACUGGACCCGCGACAAGCAGAGACGAUCCCGAAAACAGGCAAAAUUUGCAACAAGAUAAAUCACAUGAUCCCAAAUUGUCAUCGAUGUACCAAGAGUUUUGGGUUCCGGUGCAGCUAUCAGAGGUUCAGCUGGAGCAAUACUGUCGGACUCUCUUCUCCAAAUCUUUAUCUCUUUCUUCGCCGUCGAGGAGUGAUCUUGUUGGAGCUCUCGAAGAAACUCUCACUUCUGUAAGGAAAACCUGUGACCAUCCAUAUGUUGCGGAUGCAUCUUUGAAACCACUGCUAAACAAAAAUCUGGAGUGGCAAAAAAUCCUGGAUGUAGAAGUCAAAGCAAGCGGGAAACUUCACCUCCUUGAUGCAAUGCUCACUCAAAUAAAGAAGAACGGUUUAAAAGCAGUUGUCUUCUACCAGGCAACACAAAGCCCUGGGGGGUUAAUGCCUGGUAAUAUCCUCGAAGAUUUUCUGUUUCAAAGAUUUGGUCAAAAUUCUUAUGAGCAUGGGGUCGUUACCGCAAAGAAGAACGCGAUAAACAAUUUCAACAAGGAGAGUCAAUGCUUUGUUCUGCUGUUGGAAACACGUGCAUGUAGUCACAGCAUUAAACUCUUGCGGGCUGAAGCUUUUAUUCUUUUUGGAAGCAACUUGAAUCCAUCGCAGGAUGUUAAGCUCUUAGAGAAGAUAAAGAUCGAGUCAUUUUCUGAAAGAACUAAAAUAUUCCGGUUGUACUCAACAUGUACAGUUGAAGAAAAAUCCCUGAAUCUGGCUAGGCAGAAUAAGCCUAUCGAGAACCUAAACCGUUCUCUCAUACAGGCACUGCUCAUGUGGGGAGCUUCAUAUUUAUUUGAUAAGCUGGAGCAUUUUCAUGGCCGUGAAACCCCAGGUUCAGGAGUUCCAUUUGAACAAUCUAUAAUGGACAGCGUGAUUCAUGAAUUCUCGUCCAUACUUUCUUCCAAAGUUGGAGAAGAAAAUAAAGGCAAGCUGUGUCUACUUUUGGAAGCCAAACAUGCUCAGGGAAGUUACAGCACUAAUUCUACUCUACUUGGUGAAGAACAUGUCAAGUUGUCAGAUGAAGAAAGUCCAAAUAUAUUUUGGACAAAGCUGUUGCGGGGGAGGAAUCCUAUGUGGAAGUACGGUUCAGAUACUCCUCAAAGGAGUCGAAAAAGAAUACAGUAUCUUCAGGGCUAUGAAGAGAUUGCCACAAUUGACAAUGGCGGAAAUAAGAAGCGGAAGAAGGCUUCCGACGAUGUCACACUAGAUUUCAAUGAAAGAAAAACUUCUGGGAAGGAUCACAUGGGAGCCUUGAACGGAAAUGAUGCUGUUAGCUUGAAUUCUGUGGGCAGUCAGAUCUUCCAAAUCCCAAAGGAUAUGUUAGCUGGCACUGAUAGGAAACAACUUAUGCGGGAAUCACAGAAGACUCUCCAUGCUGUUUUAAAGCCGGACAUGGCAAAACUUUGCCAAGUUUUGCAUCUUUCAGAAGGUUCGACAAGCAUGGUUGAAAAAUUUCUUGGAUAUGUUAUUGAAAACCACCGUGUCUGCAAAGAGCCAGCCACCACAUUGCAGGCCUUCCAGAUAGCCCUGACUUGGAUCGCAACCUCGUUUGCAGAGCAAAAACUUAGCCACGGAGAAUCUCUGGCCUGUGCAAAAUCUGAAUUAGCUUUCAAUUGCUGUAGAGAAGAGGUCGAUUAUAUAUAUUCCAUGCUGCACUGCAUGAAGAGUCUAUUCCUUGAGCGCACACAAGGUGCUACAGUGCGUCUGGAAAAGAACAAUAUAAAGUUGAUGCGUAACUCAGAGGGUGAAGAAUGCAUGACUGAGAAUGGCCGUAAUAGCUCAGUUACAGAAGAUAUCGAAAAGGCGCUUAGCUACAUCAAAAAGAAAUCCAAGAAUCGACUACAAAAUCUUAAAGAAAAGCACGAGGAGAAAAAGUUGGAGCUGGUGAAUACGUAUGCAGACGAGAAGCAGAAACUUGAAAAUGAGAAAACGGUGGAAGGAUUAAUAAUUCGAAUUCAGUGUAAAUGGACAAGUGCUCAGAGCUUAGAGGAUGGUCUCAAACGGCUGGAUCAUGAUCAUGAAAAAAAGAUUGAUGAAAUCACAAGAGUGAGGGAUGAAGGCCUUACAAGUCUGAAGCAAACGCAUGAGGCUGAAAAGAAAAAAUUGGCUGAGGAUGAAGCAUGUUGGAUUUGUCGGGUAGAGAAGUGGGCACAAGCUGAAUUAAUAAAUUGUGCUCCCAUCAAAAGUGCCAGCAACAAGCAUUUUAGUGGAAUAUGCUCAUCAAACACUUCCAAAACUGCUCCUGAUGUACAAACUUGCAAUGAUGCCAGUCGUGAAGCUGCGUAUGCUGAUACAAAUUGCAUGGUUUCGAAGGGAGAUCAAGUGCCAGAAGCAGAAAACACAUUAGGAACCAUGUCGGGUGGCAGCACUCAGCAGGUUCGUGAAAUGGAGGCUUCAAGGAAUGACAAGGCGAUGGAUAUCCCAACCUUAUCUGGUGAAAAGCUUACAGAUAAUGCGGCUAGAAAGAUUUUGAUUCCUGCUGGCUGUCAAGAGGAAUCUGCAGCCUUGAAUGUGCCCUUGUCAAAACACCAAAUUUAUGACAAGAUGACAUCAGUGGCACCAGAUGAAGAUGUUCCCUCAAGGGUGCCAGAGAUAUCCAAGUCAUUUGCAAAUCUUGCCUCCCCCGAAUUUUCUUUGAAUAGAGAGGAGGCUAUGGUUACAACAGAAAAUAAUACAACAAUUCAUGUGGGUUCUGAUUCUGAUAACAUUUUGGACCAGCAGAAUGAGGAAGCUUGUUCUCUUGAGAAGGAGAUUCCUAAUGAGUUGGUGUUUCCUAUGCACCCUGCGUCUGUGGUAGAGACUAGGGGUUCUACUGAAUCCGAUGAGGAUGAUUUGCCUUCUUCACCGGCUGGAAAGCAACCUGACCCAGCAGCAAACAUUCGGGGCCAAAAUAAAGAAGCAGGAAUUGAGCCUCAGCAAGCUGGAUCUCGUAUUCCUUCUUCACCAACUAGACAGCAACCUGACCAAGCAGCAAACAAUCAGGGGCGAAAUAAAGAAGCAGCAAUUGAGUCUCUGUCAGCGGGAUCUCUCAUACCUUCUUCACCGGCUGGACAGCUACUUGACCCAGUAGCAAACAAUCAGGGCCAAACUAAUGAAGCAGCAAUUGAGCCUCAGCCAGCUGAAUCUCCUAUUCCUUGUUCACCGGCUGGACAGCAACCUGACCAAGCAGCAAAUAAUCAGGGCCAAACUAUUGAAGCAUCAACUGAGCCUCAGCCAGCUGGAUCUCCUAUUCCUUCACCGGCUGGACAGCAACCUGAACAACAAGAAAACAUUCAGGGCCAAAAUAUGGAAGCAGUAAUUGAGUCUCAGUCAGCUGGAUCUCUUAUGCCUUCUUCACCGGCUGGUCAGCUACUUGACCCUGUAGCAAACAAGCAGGGCCAAACUAUUGAAGUAGCAGUUGAGUCUCAGUCUUCACCGUCUGGACAGCUACUUGACCCUGUAGCAAACAAUCAGGGCCAAACGAUUGAAGCAGCAAUUGAGCCUCAGCCAUCUGGAUCAGAAACAAUAGAGACUGGUGGUUUUGCUGCAUUACAGCAGGCUGAUGAAGUUGCAUGUCUUUUGCCAUCUUCACCGACUGGAAAUCAGCAUGGCCCAGCAGCAACCAUUGAGGGACAAAAUAUCAACACAUCAGCUGAGCUCCACAUAGCUGGUCUAGGUGCAGUAGAGAUUGGUGAUUCCGCAGUAUCAAAUCAGGAAAGAACGGGUGCUCAGGAUGCAUGCUCUCUGCUAUCUUCGUUGGUUGGAACUCAGGCUGACCUAGCAGCAAACACUGAGGGCCAAAAUAUUACAAGAGUGACUCAGCUUCACACAGCUGGAUCAGAUGCAGUAGAAAUUGGUGGUUCUGCUGUUUCAGAUCAGGCUGCUGUGGAUGCAUCUCAUGUGCCAUUUUCUUCGCCUGGAAAUCCAACAACUGAAUCAGAUGCAUGUGAAAUGGAAAUAGCAGAACCUGGCCGCCAAGUAGAGCAGUCAACCUUUGCAAACAACGUUGCGCAGCUUGUCCGUAUAGGUGGUGUGGAGCCUUCAGCAAGUGUUACAGCUCCUGUUCCAUCACUCCUUAACAAUGGUGCAGGACAGAGUGCCGUUCAACCUGUUCCUCAAGUACCUUUCCCUCAGUUCACUGACCCAUUUCAGUAUGAAUUGGAGAAGUUGCGGAGAGAAUCAGAGAACGUAAAUAAGACCUUUGAAGAAAAAACAUCAAUCUUGAGAGCUGAGCUAGAGAGGAAGUUGGCUGAAGUACGAGCAGAGUAUCAAAGAAAGUUUCAUGAGGUAGAAGUUGAGAAGAACGCCAGAGAGACGGAGGUAGAGAGGACCAAGAAUAUCGUUAUAAUGAACAAACUGUUGGGAAACGCCUUCUUGUCCAAAUGUACCACCAAGAUCGCAUCUCAUCCCUCAGAAGCUCCAAGGGCAGGUAGAAUUCAGCAGCUAGCACUGAGAGCAGGACUAGUGACCGCACUGAGGAAUUAUACUGCAUCUCCUCCGGCUCCGACCCUGGCUCCUCCGGCUCAUGUUCCUGCUGUUUCUCUGCCUCCAGCUCCUCUGCAGCGUCAGGCAUCUGCUUUUCCUUCUUCAGUACCUCGCACAUCAGGCCUUCCUCUUAAUUCAGCGGUCUGCCCAAUGCCUCAGCCAAGACAGCCUCUCGUCUCCAGCCCAGCUCCAUCUUUUUCAGCUUCUCCUGCAACUAAUCUAACUGAGAGUGCAAGACCACCGCAUCUCAACUCAUAUAGAUCAUCCUCUUCGAUUCCAAUCCCGACAUCAACUCCAACCUCGUUGCCAAUUGCUCAAGCUUUGUCGUCGUAUGCAACUCUCUUACUUCAGAGUCAUCAACAACAACGACAACAGCACCAACAGAACUUGGGCAUCGGAUUGCAGCAACUGCAACAGAACUUGGGCCUCGGAUUGCAACAACAGCAACAGCAACAGCACCAACACCAACAGAGCUUAGGGAGUGGAUUGCAACAGAACUUGGGCGUCGGAUUGCAACAACAGCAACAACAACAACACCAACAGAGCGUAGGGAGUGGAUUGCAACAGAACUUGGGCAUCGGAUUGCAACAACAGCAGCAGCAACAACAACAACAACACCAACAGAGCUUAGGGAGUGGAUUGCAACAACUGCAACAGAACUUGGGCAGCGGAUUGCAAGGCCCCAAUCGCAAUGAUGAUGUGGUUUGUCUCUCAGACGACGAGUGA